AUGACUCUCUUGCAGUCCCUUUAUUUCAGUGACUUCGGCUACCGUAUCCUUGCAAUCGGAGAGGCAUUCAUCACCUAUGCAUUCCCAUUUCUUCUAACUAUUGUCAUGGAUAUUGCAGUACUGUAUCAAUUGGCUAAUUCGAGACAAUCUCCAAAAACGCCAAUCUCUUCUCUCAUUGUCUAUCAACUUGGAUUUAAUCUAGAAGUCACCAACAUGCAUGAUCUCAAAUCAGAUGACGUGGAACUCGGAUUGCAGAAGUUCAAAGCGAGCAACGAGAGGACGAUCCAUCGUUUCCACCGUCUUCUUCUCCAAAUUCUCUCCCAAAAAAGUCUGAAAAUCACUGAAGAAUUGGAUCUACAUGGCUCCAUUGUGUAG
Molecule: messenger RNA, 375 nt
Organism: Caenorhabditis remanei
Lineage: Eukaryota; Metazoa; Nematoda; Chromadorea; Rhabditida; Rhabditidae
Exons: 3
Coding region: 1-375 (124 amino acids)
Source: RefSeq, a predicted model, not a curated record